ACUGGACCUCCCUGGACGUCGGAGCCCUGUUGGCUAAGUGUACGGUCCCGCACAGCAGCAGACGUUUCCCUUGGCUCGCGGAGGAGCAUGCACAGCGAGAGGGGAGACACAUAGUCAGCAAGACUCAAGCCCAGGCGAACCCCAUCUGAAAAGGAAGAAAAACUACAGAGAAGAAGUUGACAUGACAUAGGGGUCAUCAGAGAUAUUGUUCCUCCACUCUUUGAAAUGUAGAGGAUACUGCUGAAAACUGCGGAAGCAACCUAACAUACAUUUAAACUAGUUAGAGACUGUUUCCCAUUUUAUGUGGCAAACAGAACAAUGCGUGCCUUUUUUUGCAUUAAAAUUAUUGUGUAGCUUCACUGUUUAAAGCAGCACCUACAAUCGCCACCUUCUUAAGAUAACAUAUAAUAAGGGGAUUAACAUUUCAGAUGAGACGCUGAGGAUCUCACUAUUGCUACAUUCUCGAGAAAUCAAAAAUAAUACGUUUUGAUAACUUCAGUCUGAAAGGUAAAUGAACAUGACCUCCACUGGUAUCCUCUUCCUUGUUAUCACUGUCAUCUAUAUCAGUGCAGGAAAUGCAAAGAACGUUUUUGUAAAUGUGUUCUGCAAGGCUGAAAACGUGGGACAGUUUGGCCAGCAGUCAUUGCUGGAGUGUGAGGUCCAAACCAUACAGGAGGCAGCAGAUGCAAAAAUCCGUGUUGUCACUUGGAAAAAACAGGGGGCUAAGAAACCCUUACUGGUUUUUCACAGAGCAGAAACUAUACAACAGCCAGGCUAUGAGUUUGCUGAGCCGUCCUGGAACGACAAGAACAUGAACGUGUCCCUGCUCAUCAACAAAACUUUGCUGUCGGAUGCUGGAGUUUAUAUGUGCACGGUGAUGACAAACAGCGGUGAUGGCGAGAGCCACGCCAACCUUAAAGUCACAGCCAAAUACAGUGUACCAGUUAUACGCUCCAUCCCUGAGAAAAUUACUCAAAAAGCAGGUGCUGACCUGAUGUGUCAAUCUGAUGGUGGCUACCCAGAAGGUCAAAUUCACUGGUUUGAGGACGGCAAAACGGAGCGGAUAAAAAGCUCUAAAAUGGAGGUGAAACAGACACAAAGUGGUCUGUUUAACCUCUCUAGCAAGCUGACUUUGGUACAAGGAUCCAAUUUCUCCAAGUAUACCUGCGUGGUGUUCAAUGCCAGUGGAGGCAAAGAGACUGAGACCACAUUUGAAGUAGAAAACGCUCCAGAAGCAGGAGGGCGCGAAGGACGGAAAGGGUUGGAUUCAGUCUCCAAAAUAGUCGCUCCUUUGGUGGUCAUUGGAUCGCUGAUCGUAGGAUUGCUGUUGGCACUGCUGUUUUAUAAAAGGCGAACUCAACAGGCCCGGAGGCACUCUACAAAACCCCUUAUGGGUGACCAUCAAGAGGUUGGUAGAUGCGAAUCAGACGUGGAGGAAGUUGGUCCUCAAGAGAUGGAUGAAAAGUGCCAAUGCAGCCUGGUCUGAGGAUAUACUGCAUGUCACAUGAAUUUGCAAACUUACUAACAACAUCUGAUAUCAAUAGUUCCUUGUUUGCCAAACUCCACUCUGUCAUUUCCUGUUGCAAAUUACCGAGAUUCGUGAGAGGAAAUGUAAGAUCUUUGCUUACCUGCCAUAGUUGCCAGAGUAUCAAGUCUACAUCUAAGAGAACAUUUAUUUUGAAUUAGUGUCAGACAGGGGGAAGCCAGGGGGUCGUUUUCAAGCUGUGGCUCACAUUAAAAACUUGACAACCGCAUCAAGAGCAAAGUCUUAUCACUAAAAACCAACAUGAUAGCAAUGAGUUUUAAGAUGACACUGAAUGUUAGUUGGUGGAGGAAAAAGGCUGAUUAGAUAUGUUUCUAUGUAGCCUAUACAGUAACUGUAGCAUUUUGCUGCUUGGCAGCACUGGCCUUCCUUCUCACUUCCUCUUCUCAAAUCAUGUCAAGAGUUAUAAGGAAAACGUGGAUUCAUAUUCUACGAAUAGGGUCAGAGGGUUGUCUGUGUUUGCGUGUGUGUAUGUGUUUGUGUUUUGGAAAAAUUAAACUAACUUGCUGCUCAGAUUUUUAUUUUUAUUUUUACAUUCUAUGUAACUCGAUUAUUUGGCAAUGUUUUGUGAGGGUGUUAAAAGAUAACACUUGUUUUUGCACAACAUUUUUUCUUGUUUAAAGCAAAUCUCAUAAAAAGAUCAAAAGUAGCAAUGCAUCAGUUUGUCUCGACACUUGUGCACUCUA
This is a messenger RNA of Xiphias gladius (swordfish), 2229 nucleotides long. RefSeq lists its product as uncharacterized. Bases 512 to 1486 code for a protein of 324 amino acids. The transcript is spliced from 10 exons. Gene Ontology annotation, biological process: negative regulation of T cell proliferation; immune response; T cell costimulation. Gene Ontology annotation, cellular component: external side of plasma membrane. NCBI's taxonomy places the organism in Eukaryota, Metazoa, Chordata, Actinopteri, Istiophoriformes, Xiphiidae. The record is from RefSeq and is a predicted model, not a curated record.